Dicrocoelium dendriticum is the source of this 1598-nucleotide messenger RNA. NCBI's taxonomy places the organism in Eukaryota, Metazoa, Platyhelminthes, Trematoda, Plagiorchiida, Dicrocoeliidae. The record is from the annotation of a GenBank genome assembly.
AUGGAGUAUCCAUUUCCCAAUCAUCUUUUAGCAAUCAUUGGUGCUGGUAUGGGCGGUGCAACAGCUGCGUACUAUCUGCGUCAGCUAUUUGGCUCGGAAGUGGGUAUCACCGUGUUUGAACAAUCCGGACGGAUCGGAGGUCGGAUAAAAUCUGCCAAUUUCGCUGGUCAGCUAAUCGAGACGGGAGCCAGUAUCUAUCACACCAGCAACCUUUAUAUGGUGAACUUCGCGAAGAAGUUUGGUCUGAGCGUUCAAGACAUGAGUGCCUCGGAUGAUCGCAUCAUGAUAUAUGAUGGUCGAGGUGGUCUCUCAUUCUCUUCACUGAACGGUCCAUCGUUCUUUGUCCAAUUUCGCAUGCUUCAGCGAUAUGGGCUACAACUGAUACAGUUAAGAUCUGCCACGAGCUCACUCAUACAGGAUUUUUCAAGUAUCUACAGCCUUCAGGACAGCGGCGAGUGUUUUGCUACGCCAGCCAGUCUAUUGGCUGCCAUCACACCAGAGUUUGUUGAAAUGACAAAAUGGACCUUUGGUGAUUGGCUGAGACAACUGACUAAAAUCUCCGAUCCAUUAAUAUCCGAGAUUGCUUAUGGCGCAGUAUCCAAAAACACCUGCCAGAACCUCAAUGUGCACGCGUUUGUGGGUUUCAUUAGCUUAGCAGGCAUGACACCAAAACUGGCCGCUAUCCGAGAUGGCAACGAACUUGUUCCCAAAAUGCUGAUUGAACAUGCUCUGGAGCACAAUCCCACCGGGAAUCCAGGAGGGUUUAUUCAUGCAAAGGUUACUGCCAUCCAGCCGUCUACAUCCGUUGACAGCUCCUAUACCGUCGAAUAUGUUCUAGCUCAAGAGGAAAACACUAAGAAAGCCACUUUCGACUACGUUGUGUUGGCCGCGCCAAUGCACCAAGCAGCAAAUAUUCUUGGAAGAGGCAACAUCAAAUUACCCACAGCGACCUACUGUCGGGUAGACCAUGCACUGAUUUGUGGGACGCUUAAGUAUUCUGCCUUUGGGAUAUUACCUGGCUCUGUCAUAGGGAAUAAAUUGCCAAUGAUUUUGCCGUCUGAAAGCGCUUAUGAAGAAAAGUUGUGUCCAUUUCGAAGUUUGUUUCUACUGCCAACAAAGGUUGCGGAUGGUAGUGCCAACGUUUACUCCUCUUUCAUUGUGCCAGAGCGCUCGACCGACCCGAUCAAAUCACUCACUUCUUUCAUCGACCCAGUGACUCCAACUAACGACAUUGGCUCACGCGGCCUAAAAACGGAGUGGUUUGCGUGUCCCGUUUACAAGCCGGUGGAAGACCCUCAAGAGGAACUUGGUACUUUCAUCUUGGCACCCAACCUCUAUUAUGCCAAUGCAAUUGAAGCGAUAGCUUCUUGCAUGGAGAUAGCGGCGAUCGGAGGUCGCAACGUUGCCUUGCUAAUCGCCGCUCAACGGCGAUCAUCGAAACAGCCGACAUGAGCUGCACAAUUUCGAUCGUUUGAAGACAUCAUUCGCUGACUCUCACGUGUUGCAUAAUGUGUAUGGUUAUCAAAUAAUUUUCGUUUCCAGCCUUUUUGGAUCAUCUGUACUUUUAUUGCCUCUGAAGACGGAUAAAUCAUUUUCAA